Messenger RNA from Carlito syrichta (Philippine tarsier), 2586 nucleotides. It is a transcript of the gene KIF23, whose product is annotated as kinesin family member 23. The record is from RefSeq and is a predicted model, not a curated record. Gene Ontology annotation, cellular component: microtubule; nucleus; kinesin complex. Gene Ontology annotation, biological process: microtubule-based movement. Gene Ontology annotation, molecular function: ATP hydrolysis activity; ATP binding; microtubule motor activity. The transcript is spliced from 20 exons. NCBI's taxonomy places the organism in Eukaryota, Metazoa, Chordata, Mammalia, Primates, Tarsiidae. Bases 183 to 2483 code for a protein of 766 amino acids.
GAGGGCUAAGACACCCAGGAAACCUGUGUUGAAAAAAGGAUCCCAGACGAACCUUAAGGACCCAGUUGGGGUGUACUGCAGGGUGCGCCCUCUGACCUUUCCUGACCAGGAGUGUUGCAUAGAGGUGAUCAAUAACACCACAGUGCAGCUUCACAUGCCGGAGGGCUACAGGCUCAACCGGAAUGGAGACUACAAGGAGACCCAGUACUCAUUUAAGCAGGUGUUUGGCCCUCACACCACCCAGAAGGAGCUCUUUGAUGCUGUGGCCAGUCUCUUGGUCGAUGACCUCAUUCAUGGCAAAAAUGGUUUUUAAAUCGAAUGAUAGAAACAGUAUGGAUAUACAGUGUGAGGUUGACGCCUUAUUAGAACGUCAGAAGAGAGAAGCCAUACCCACUCCAAAGACUCCUGCCAGCAAGCGACCAGUAGAUCCAGAGUUUGCAGAUAUGAUAACUGUACAGGAAUUCUGCAAAGCCGAAGAGGUUGAUGAAGACAGUGUCUAUGGUGUAUUUGUCUCUUAUAUUGAAAUAUAUAAUAACUAUAUCUACGAUCUAUUGGAAGAGGUGCCGUUUGAUCCCAUAAAACCCAAACCUCCACAAUCGAAAUUGCUUCGUGAAGAUAAGAACCAUAACAUGUAUGUGGCAGGCUGUACAGAAGUAGAGGUGAAGUCUACCGAGGAGGCUUUCGAAGUUUUCUGGAGAGGCCAGAAAAAGAGGCGUAUUGCUAACACCCACCUGAACCGGGAGUCCAGCCGUUCCCAUAGCGUGUUCAACAUUAAAUUAGUUCAGGCCCCCUUAGAUGCAGAUGGAGACAAUGUCUUACAGGAAAAAGAACAAAUCACUAUCAGCCAGUUGUCUUUGGUAGAUCUUGCUGGAAGUGAAAGAACGAACCGGACCCGAGCAGAAGGGAGCCGACUGCGUGAAGCAGGUAACAUUAACCAGUCGCUCAUGACGCUGAGAACGUGUAUGGACGUCCUGAGAGAGAACCAGUUAUAUGGAACUAACAAGAUGGUUCCGUAUCGAGACUCCAAGUUGACCCAUCUGUUCAAGAACUACUUUGACGGCGAAGGAAAAGUGCGCAUGAUCGUGUGUGUGAACCCAAAGGCAGAAGACUAUGAAGAGAGUUUGCAAGUCAUGAGGUUUGCAGAAGUGACUCAGGAGGUGGAAGUCGCGAGACCCGUAGACAAGGCGAUAUGUGGCUUAACACCUGGGAGGCGGUACCGAAACCAGGCCCGGAUGCCAGUUGGAGAGGAACCGCUGGUUGCCGACAUGGUUUUGCAGAGUUUCCCGCCUUUGCCCUCGUGUGAAAUUUUGGACAUCAAUGAUGAGCUGACGCUCCCACGGCUGAUUGAGGCCUUGGAGAAGCGGCAUCGCCUGCGACAGACGAUGGUGGAGGAGUUUGCCAAGCAGUCCAAUACUUUUAAAGCUCUGUUACAUGAAUUUGACACUGCUGUAUUAAAUAAAGAAAACUACAUUCAAGGAAGACUAAAUGAAAAAGAAAAGGUGAUCUCAGGACAGAAAUUGGAAAUAGAGCGACUGGAAAAGAAAAACAAAACUUUAGAAUAUAAGAUUGAGAUUUUAGAGAAAACCACGACUAUCUAUGAAGAGGACAAACGCAAUCUGCAGCAGGAGCUCGAAACCCAGAAUCAGAAGCUUCAGCGACAGUUUUCUGACAAGCGCAGGCUUGAAGCUCGGCUGCAAGGCAUGGUGACAGAGACGACGAUGAAGUGGGAGAAGGAAUGCGAGCGAAGGGUUGCAGCCAAACAGCUGGAGAUGCAGAAUAAACUCUGGGUCAAAGAUGAGAAACUGAAGCAGCUGAAGGCCAUUGUCACAGAGCCUAAAACCGAGAAGCCGGAGAGGCCCUCUCGGGAGCGGGACCGAGAAAAAGUCUUUCAGAGAUCCGUGUCUCCCCCUCUGGUGCCGCUUUCUAGUAACUCUAUUGCUCAGAUUCCCAACGCCCAGCAACUCAUGAGCCAGCCGCAGCUCCAUAGGCGCUCUAACUCUUGCAGCAGCAUUUCUGUAGCUUCCUGUAUCUCGGAGUGGGAGCAGAAACUUCCUACGUACAACACACCUCUCAAUGUCACAUCUCUUGCGAGGUGUAGGCAGCAGGAGCCAGGACAAAGUAAAACUUGCAUGGUGUCAGACAGAAGGCGAGGGAUGUACUGGACUGAAGGCAGGGAGGUGGUCCCCACCUGCAGAAACGAGAUAGCGCUGGAAGAGGACCGCCGUGGCAGGGGUGAUGUUUAUAAAACAAGGGGUGGUGGACAAUCUGUUCAGUUCACUGAAAUUGAGACUUUAAAACAAGAAUCGCCGAAUGGUAGUCGAAAACGGAGGUCUUCCACGACAGCAGUUGUCCAGCCAGAUGGCACCGAGGCUGAAUGGACGGAUGUGGAAACCAGGUGUUCCGUGGCCGUGGAGAUGAGAGCCGGAUCUCAGCUGGGGCCUGGAUACCAGCAUCACGCCCAGCCCAAGCGUAAGAAGCCAUGAACUGAUGAUCUCAGUAGCAAGAGAGCGUUUUCAUUUGUGUGGGCGAUUUCUCCAAGGCCAAGCCAGGCAGAGUCUUCUGAGUCCCUGUAGGACUUCAGCUUUG